Molecule: messenger RNA, 1261 nt
Organism: Chlorocebus sabaeus (green monkey)
Lineage: Eukaryota; Metazoa; Chordata; Mammalia; Primates; Cercopithecidae
Product: protein ARMCX6-like
Cellular component (GO): mitochondrion
Source: RefSeq, a predicted model, not a curated record
UAAUCUGACAAAAUCAUGGGCAGUAAGAACUCACAGCCUCUCCAAAAGCAAACCAUACAAAUAAAAAUGAAUCACCUAUUCCCCAAUGAAAAUUUUAAAAAUGCUGGAUAUGCUCAAAACUUUAAAAAAGGUAGUUGUGUUCUGGACCUCUCCAAGUGUCUUUUCAUUCAGGGAAAACUGUUGUUUGCUGAGCCCAAGGAUGCGGGCUUUCCAUUUAGCCAGGCUAUCAAUAGCCAUUUGGCCAGUCUCUCAAUGGUUAGAAACACGGGCCCCACACCAGACCCCACUGUUAGAGAGGCUUUGUGUGCCACGGAUAACUUAAAUGCCAGCAUUGAAAGUGAGGGCCAGAUUAAGAUGUACAUCAAUGAAGUGUGUCAGGAGACUGUGUCACGUUGCAGCAACUCAUUUCUGCAGCAGGCCGGAUUAAAUUUGUUAAUAAGCAUGACAGUUAUUAAUAACAUGCUUGCCAAGUCCGUUUCAGACUUGAAGUUUCCUUUGAUAUCAGAGGGAAGUGGAUAUGCUAAGGUUCAGGUUUUGAAACCACUGAUGGGUUUGUCUGAAAAGCCAGUCUUGGCGGGGGAGUUAGUCGGUGCCCAGAUGCUCUUCUCAUUCAUGUCCCUCUUUAUCAGAAAAGGAAACAGAGAGAUUCUCCCGGAAACCCCUGCCCCAUAAACGGCCCUCUGGAACACAAUGGGACGGAAUCCACCCACAACGCGCUUGGUUUGCAGAUGUCAAAGAAUCUGCAGAGGGUGCUACUGAAGAUCCAGCCUUAGCCAAUCACCACCUCAUUGGGUGAAAGUUCCAGGGCUCAAUCCAGGACCACACUCUUAUUGGCCAGGCAGGGGCUCCCACAGAGCUUUGAGUAACUUGUUGGUUGUGCAGUCUGCAGGCAAUGUUGGCACUGUAAAUUCCUCCCUUGCAGCCUCCUUCAUGUGGUGAGGGGAUCACUUCAGCUGCCUGCUGUGGACAAAGAACAUCAAAUUACAGCUAUUGUUGCCUGUGGUGGUCUCCCUGUCCAAGCAGGACCGCUUUGCAGAGACCAGACGCAUAUCGCAGCUUGAGCUGAAAAUGCAUUUGUUGCAGCUUAGGUUGAAUUAUUUUUCGUUUACUCUUUCUUCUACACGCGCCUGAUGGAUAGUGAACCUAUUCAUCAAAAAAGUGCACUGCUCUUCUGUCUAUUGUACCGACUUAACCUCUUCCACCCAAGUCCGCAUCUGUGUGUAUCAUCAAUAAAGUUGUGUGCUUUGAUUGGCAGAAAAGA